AUGGUGAUGGUGGCUGUCAGGAACAGGACUGGGGAGCCUCUGAUGGCGGACGUUGAGCGAGACAUUCGUGAGAACAUUGUUUGUUAUGACGAUGAAGGUGGAGGUGAGGAAGACACCGAGGCUUUUGACAUGUUCACUCUGAGACACCUGAACACCAAACCAACCCCCCAAGACCACAACAUCCACCAGGCCCACCCUAUGGACAGGAACAGGCUGUUCCAGGGGUUCAUUAGAGACCGACUGCAGGAAGCAGACCUGGACGUGACAGCGCCGCCCUACGAUUCUCUACAGACCUACGCCUUCGAGGGCAGCGGGUCCACCGCCGACUCACUCAGCUCGUUAAACACGUUAAGUUCACUGAACUCGUUAAACUCGUUUGAGUCUGAGCAGAACUACGACUUCCUGAGGGAGUGGGGGCCCAGGUUCAGGAAGCUCGCAGACCUGUACGGACACCACGAGGGGGCGGGGUUUGCCUCAUAG
This is a messenger RNA of Epinephelus moara (kelp grouper), 480 nucleotides long. Its product is annotated as cadherin-7-like. Gene Ontology annotation, biological process: calcium-dependent cell-cell adhesion; adherens junction organization; cell morphogenesis. Gene Ontology annotation, molecular function: calcium ion binding; cadherin binding. Bases 1 to 480 code for a protein of 159 amino acids. The transcript has a single exon. NCBI's taxonomy places the organism in Eukaryota, Metazoa, Chordata, Actinopteri, Perciformes, Serranidae. Gene Ontology annotation, cellular component: catenin complex; adherens junction. The record is from RefSeq and is a predicted model, not a curated record.